Molecule: messenger RNA, 1846 nt
Organism: Microcebus murinus (gray mouse lemur)
Lineage: Eukaryota; Metazoa; Chordata; Mammalia; Primates; Cheirogaleidae
Source: RefSeq, a predicted model, not a curated record
GGCUCGAGGGGUGUGGCCUCUGCCCCGCCGGCCCCACCCCCGCAGUCCGGAACCGCGCGGUCGCAGUCGGAGGUCGCGGAGAAGUCCUGCGCGGUGUCCGUUUGUUAUCCAUGGCCGCCUCGCUGCUCUUCCGGGCCUGCGGCCCCCUCCGCAGAGCCCUCCAUCCUCAGGACUGGCGACAGUUGCACACCGUCUACCAGUCUGUGGAACUGCCCGACACACACCAGAUGCUGCGGCAGAUGUGCCGGGACUUUGCUGAGAAGGAGCUGGUUCCCAUUGCGGCCCGGGCGGACAAGGAGCAUCUCUUCCCAGCAGCUCAGGUGAAGAAGAUGGGCGAGCUUGGGCUCCUGGCCAUGGACGUGCCCGAGGAGCUCGGCGGCGCCGGCCUGGAUUACCUGGCCUACGCCAUCGCCGUGGAGGAGAUCAGCCGGGGCUGCGCGUCCACCGGGGUCAUCAUGAGCGUCAACAACUCUCUCUACUUGGGGCCCAUCCUGAAGUUCGGCUCCAAGGAACAAAAGCAGCAGUGGGUCACUCCCUUCACCAGUGGCGACAAAAUUGGCUGCUUUGCUCUCAGUGAACCAGGUACCACGGUUGGGCGUGGGCCAACCCCGCUGGGUGCCCUUGGUGGGGUGGGCUGUCGCUGUCCCUCCCUGGCCUGCCGCUGCACCUUCCCCGGGAGCCAGCAGGGGGCGCCACCGGAGCUUCCCAGGGAGCAGGGGGAAGGGUCUGCAGGCAUCAGUGCCUUCCUGGUCCCCAUGCCGACGCCUGGGCUCACGCUGGGGAAGAAGGAAGACAAGCUGGGCAUCCGGGCCUCGUCCACGGCCAACCUCAUCUUUGAGGAGUGUCGCAUCCCCAAGAACAACAUCCUGGGGGAGCCGGGGAUGGGCUUCAAGAUCGCCAUGCAAACCCUGGACAUGGGCCGCAUCGGCAUCGCCUCCCAGGCCCUGGGCAUCGCCCAGGCCGCCCUCGACUGCGCAGUGCACUACGCCGAGAACCGCAUGGCCUUCGGGGCGCCCCUCACCAAGCUCCAGGGCAUCCAGUUCAAGUUGGCCGACAUGGCCCUGGGCCUGGAGAGCGCGCGGCUGCUGACCUGGCGAGCCGCCAUGCUGAAGGACAACAGGAAGCCUUUCAUCAAGGAGGCGGCCAUGGCCAAGCUGGCGGCAUCGGAGGCUGCGACUGCCAUCAGCCACCAGGCCAUCCAGAUCCUGGGCGGCAUGGGCUAUGUGACAGAGAUGCCAGCCGAGAGGCACUACCGCGAUGCCCGCAUCACUGAGAUCUACGAAGGCACCAGCGAGAUCCAGAGGCUGGUGAUCGCCGGGCACCUGCUCAGGAGCUACCGGAGCUGAGCCUUCUGCGGGGCCAGGGCUGGGACUGCCUGGGCCACCCUCGAGGACGGGAGAGAGGCGGGAGCGUGUGGCUUUGGCCUGACUGCUGGUCAGGGGCUGGAUGGAGGGCAGGGGCCACGCCUCAUGCCGGGCCCAGCCCGCUGCCGCCCCUCACCCCUGCCCAUGCCACGUCAGACUGCGGAGGGCGGGGUGGGGACCUGCCUCUGAGGACAGACUGUCAUCGUCUCGGUCUCCCCGCUCUGGGAUGCUGCCUCAUUAUCCUCAUCUGCAUGACCCCGGCCUCCCGAGGGCCCUGCUGUGGGGGCCGAGUGACACACUGGGCAUAAAGACCCACAUGGGACAGUCCCUGGGCGGAGUCUGCUCUUUUCCCUGAGGUCAGGGGUCAGGAGGAGGAUGAGGGGUGGAGUGACCAGGCCUGCAGGUCCUGGACAGGCUGCAUGCGGGGCUGGCCCGCUGUGUGCUGUGGGAGCCGUAGGUAAUAAAGCACGCCUGUCCCCGAA